AUGAAAACUAUAAGUUUAUGUGGGAUAGAUGUUGGUGGUUUGGGAAGCCAGUCCGAUGCUCAGAUCUACAACCAGUCCGAACUGAAAGAAUGUUUGGAAGACGGCUCUAUUGGACUUCCUCCUCCGUCACCCUUGCCAAACGAUGACCAGGAUUUCCUAUACUUUCUGCUAGGAGAUGAUGCAUUUGGCCUUCGCUCAUUCCUCAUGAAGCCAUUAUCGGACCGUACUCUGACAAGAGAGGAACUGAUUGCCAACUACAGGAUUUCCAGAGCAAGACGUGUGGUAGAAAAUGCCUUCGGUAUUUUGGCACAUCGUUGGAGAGUCCUCUUGGCAACGAUGCAACAGAUGCCACUGACUGCACAGGUUAUCAUUGAAUCGUGUGUGUGCCUUCAUAACUUCAUCCGUAUUCGAAACCCGGCUAUUCAGAACAUUCAAUUAGAUAACGAAGAUGGUGCCCACAACCUCGUACCUGGUUUAUGA
Molecule: messenger RNA, 480 nt
Organism: Dreissena polymorpha
Lineage: Eukaryota; Metazoa; Mollusca; Bivalvia; Myida; Dreissenidae
Exons: 1
Coding region: 1-480 (159 amino acids)
Source: RefSeq, a predicted model, not a curated record